Messenger RNA from Conger conger (European conger), 1691 nucleotides. RefSeq names its product gastrula zinc finger protein XlCGF26.1-like. Gene Ontology annotation, biological process: regulation of transcription by RNA polymerase II. Bases 1 to 1596 code for a protein of 531 amino acids. Gene Ontology annotation, molecular function: DNA-binding transcription factor activity, RNA polymerase II-specific; RNA polymerase II cis-regulatory region sequence-specific DNA binding. The record is from RefSeq and is a predicted model, not a curated record. Lineage: Eukaryota; Metazoa; Chordata; Actinopteri; Anguilliformes; Congridae. The transcript is spliced from 4 exons.
AUGUCGUCUUGUGCUUCUUUUCAGGGUCAGGUGGCCUCCAUCAUGGAGGUUUUGGCGAAAACGGCAGUAGCAGAAAUUACUAAGCUAGUCGAUGAUGUGUCUGCUGCCUUGCGACUGGAGAUGUGCAGAAGCCAAAGAGAGAACGAAGGGCUAAAAACGAAGUUACUGCUGAUGGAGGGAGAGCUCAGGUCUGUGCGAGGAUACGGAGAGGGAACGCCGGGCAGUUCUCUCAACAUCUCUUUUGAAGUUCAGGUUUGUGAUGAAUUCACAGAAGCACUAAGACCUAAGGUUGCAGGGAAAGGAAGCGUUUCUGCCGCUGAGAGAGUCUUGGACGAGCGAUUGAGUGCACCUCUGACCAGAGACGACCAGAACCUCCCAGUGGAUAAUAAAGAGGCUACAAACGAUGCUUUUCAUAUCAAGUUCGAGCCUGUAGAUGGGGAGCAGGAUUGGUCUGAAUCUCUGCUGCUCAGGGAGGAUAGGCUGGAAGAGGAUCCAAAGAGCAGCCAAUCACAGGCGGAACAGAAGAUCAGUGAGGAGAAUACCUGUGGACAGUAUGAUGGAAGCGCCCGGUGUGAGGCAAGUUCUGACACGUCAGCAGAAGCAAAGAGUCCCUGCAGAACUGAGGGACAGGAGGAGGAGUUCAUCUGCACACGCUGUGGGAAGACGUUCCCGGACGCUCUUGAACUGAAGACGCACAAGGAGCAGCACAGCGCGGGGAAACGGUUCAGCUGUUCAGAGUGCGGCAAGGGUUUCACUUCCUCCAGCGUCCUGGAGAAGCACAAGCUGGUUCACAGCAGGGUGAAACCGUUCACCUGCUCUGUGUGCGGCAAGAGCUUCUCCCAGUCACACAUCCUUAAAGCGCACGAAAGCACUCACACAGGGCAGAAACAGCACGCUUGUGUGGAGUGCAGAAAAUGCUUCAGGUACAAAUGCUUGCUAAAGGCCCACCAGCGUGUUCAUACCAGAGAGAAACCUUUCACUUGUGAGCAGUGUGGAAAGGGCUUCUCCCGGAAGAAUGGUCUUAAAACUCACCAGGUGACUCACACAGGAGAAAAGCACUUCAGCUGCACAGUGUGCAAUAAGAGCUUUUACAAACUAAGUCAUCUUGUAUCUCACCAAAGGGUCCACACGGGGGAGAAACCGUUCAUUUGUGAGCAGUGUGGAAGGUGCUUCUCCCAGAAGAGCAAUCUUAAAAUUCACCAGGUGACUCACACAGGCGAGAAAUGCUUCAGCUGCAAAGUGUGCAAUAAGAGCUUUUCCCAACUAACUCAUCUUGUAUCUCACCAAAGGAUCCACACGGGGGAGAAACCGUUUACUUGUGAGCAGUGUGGAAAGUGCUUCUCCCAGAAGUACAAUCUUAAAACUCACCAGGUUACUCACACAGGAGAGAAAUGCUUCAGCUGCACAGUGUGCAAUAAGAGCUUUGCCUAUCUCAGUGUUCUUAAGAAACAUCAGAGAGGCCACACUGGGGAGAAUUGCUUUAUUUGUGCACUGUGCAAAAAGGUUUUGACCACUAAACGUAGUCUCAAAUCUCACCAGUGUCCACACAGGAGAGAAACUAUACCUCAGGUUGUGGGAAGAACUUUGCUCGACUAAGUUGUCUUAAGUUGACUAAGCUCAACAAAGAGACCACACCGGGUAAAAACCGUUCAGUUGCACACUGAAGCAGGAAAUGUAAUUUUCAGAGGCAC